Molecule: messenger RNA, 1434 nt
Organism: Penicillium nucicola
Lineage: Eukaryota; Fungi; Ascomycota; Eurotiomycetes; Eurotiales; Aspergillaceae
Product: Mob1 family protein
Exons: 2
Coding region: 1-1434 (477 amino acids)
Cellular component (GO): cytoplasm
Source: RefSeq, a predicted model, not a curated record
AUGACUUCCGGAAUGUCCCCGUCCAGCUCCCCGCGGCUUCCCAGCCCUCCCCCAUUCACGGAGGUUCAGCUCGCUCCCCAGUCACCCUCAGGAGAAUAUUUUGAGGAUCAGAUGCUUGGUGCUGCAGCGGGUGAAGAUGAUGGCUCGACACGCAGAAUACGCCCCGGCACCAAAGCCGCCGACAUGGCCUUUGGUCCGCCAUUGAUUCCCCUUUCGCAGCUUGACUCGCCUUUCCAGCUCCAGGAACAUCUCAAAGCCCUGUAUAAUCACUUUACGAAACCCGAAGGAUCUGACACCGUGGUCCCGAUUAACCGCCAGGUUGCGAUACAGCUGGCGGAACCCCCCGAGGGCGUCGACCGAUCGCUUUGGCUGUACGAACUCUGCCGCUUCCUCACCAUGAAAGUCAAUAAUCUCAUCGUCGCCUUCUUUGCCGAGGACCCACCCUGCUCUGCAACCACUUGCCCCGAGAUGCGAGCUUCGGAGUGGCAGUAUCUCUGCGCGGUCCACGACCCUCCCAAAUCUUGUUGCGCGAUCGAUUACUGCUGUCACACUUUGGACUGGGCUAUGAACACCCUCACUUCGCCCAAGUACUUCCCGAGUCGGCUCACUCUAGGCAACGAGAAUGCCGGAGGCCCUCAGGCCAGCAUGAGGCACCUGACCAACGUUUUCCGCCGUCUUUAUCGUAUUUUCGCUCACGCUUGGUUCCAACAUCGCGAUGUGUUCUGGCAGGUGGAGGGUCACGAUGGGUUGUACGUCUUUUUCAAGACUGUUUGCGACAUGUACAGCCUCAUCCCGCAUGACAACUACACAGUUCCUCCGGAGGCAGAGGGCCCUGAUGCACUUCAGCCUGAGGAGGAGCCAGUUGACUCCAAGCGUUUAACUAUUCUGCGCAAGGAAGACGAGAAUCCAUUUGCUUCAGGCAUAGAGAGUCUAGACCCUGCUCUCGGCACUGGUGCUACCACUCGUCGUCACAAACAUAGCCCGUCAACAGGAUCGCGUGUUACAACCAUCACGGAGGACAUGGAAGACAGCCCAGAGAUCCCGUCGCCGCUGCGUGAGGCCAUGGAGGAAUCACCUGAACGCCCUAUUUCUGUCCUGGAAGUCUCCAAGGCUUCUCUCGAGACCGCCGAGGAGACUGACUCUGAAAAGCCACCUACUCAGGAGGAAGAACCACUCGUAGAGCAGCCAGAUGAAGCAGAUCAUCAGACUGAAGAAGAAGAUGUUGGACAGCCUGGACCAUCUGAGGCCACAGAAGAGGCGCAGCCCGAGCCCGAGCAGCCUAUUGAUGACAAGACUGAAGAGCCAGCCGAGAAGAAUACGUCUGAAUCCGAGGAAGCAACCUCGUCUGAACAGACUGAGACGAAACCCGAGCCCGAGCAGGAAACUUCAACUGCAUCGGAAGCCAAGUCUGAGCCAGAAAAGGAAGAAUCUUGA